GAGAUGGGCAGGGGAACGCCUUAGCCUAUUGAAGGCUAGGAAGCAGCUACAGGAAGAAAGUAGAGACCAAAUAUCCAUGCUAGUGAAGCCGGGGAAGAAAUUCAACAAAUUUGUCAAGCCGAUAUUAUUUUCCCACCAACUAGGAUUGCUCCAAUCAGGCCCGGACCAGAAGGUGUGGCUUCUGGUGUGCAUUUGUCCGGCUAAUCUAGGCCUUGGAUGGGGCUUGACAGGGUCCCUCUGCAGUUCUGAGUUUUUGGGGACAAGAGGAAACAAAACCAGGAGUCAAAACAACUAAACGAAGAAGGGUGAUGCCAUGGCAGCUAUUCCAACAACGUCAUCGGCCACAGAUUCUGGCACCAUCCAUGUUGAAAACAGCACACAAUCUUAAGACAGUAGCCAUCCCACUAUUCCUUCUUUGGCAAGUAGCUAUAACAAUUUGCAAUAAAUGUCACAGUAUGCUUCAGCAUCCAAAAGUUAUUUGAAAGGGAUGCUGACCAGUCCGUUCAUGAAGAAGAUGAACACGCCUGCGUCCCAAGAGGAUGCCAAUAUGGCUGUUAUAGGAGCUGUUAUUGCCGUGGUUUUUCUCACUCUCCUUUCAGUCGUUGUGAUAAUCGUUAUUUACCUGUACAAGAAUAAAGGCAACUAUCACACUUAUGAACAACCUGAAGCAGAUCCAGAGGGAUCAGUCCAAAUGGAAGACUUCCCCUAUAAACGUGAAAAAGAAGAGUACUUCAUAUAGAAGAUACCGGACUGCUGCCAUGUUUUAGACUGUCCUAACUUAAAUAAACAAAAGUUUUAAGUUUAUCAUUCUUUUACUCAAGGAAUUAAAGCUGUAUUAGUAA
Ahaetulla prasina is the source of this 842-nucleotide messenger RNA. It is a transcript of the gene SMAGP, whose product is annotated as small cell adhesion glycoprotein. The transcript has 6 exons. The record is from RefSeq and is a predicted model, not a curated record. Bases 446 to 739 code for a protein of 97 amino acids. NCBI's taxonomy places the organism in Eukaryota, Metazoa, Chordata, Lepidosauria, Squamata, Colubridae.